This is a messenger RNA of Linum tenue, 562 nucleotides long. The record is from the annotation of a GenBank genome assembly. NCBI's taxonomy places the organism in Eukaryota, Viridiplantae, Streptophyta, Magnoliopsida, Malpighiales, Linaceae.
CGACAUUCGGGUCGAUUCAGCAGUAUUGAAGCAUCAGGCGCGGCGGAUUUCAUCCUCGACUCCCCGCAGCGAGCGCCGCUGCUUCGAGUAUUCACUCACUGGGAUAAGCGGAGCUCUAUGGGAAGGCGGUGAUUGGAGAUCCCAAAGACAAGAUAUGUGAAGUUGUGGAGAGUCUUAAUGCAGAUUUGCUGGUGAUGGGCUCCCGAGACUUUGGUGCUAUCAAAAGGAUGUUCUUGGGGAGUGUAAGCAACUAUUGUGCAAACCACGCACAAUGUCCUGUCAUUAUAAUCAAGGGAAAGGGAAAGGAGGAGGAAACUUCUUCAUAGACAAAUAAGACAAACAGAUGAAGUCGAGAGAGCUAUAUCGGAUUUGAUUACAUGGAGUCAGUUCUCUUUUCGACUUCAUGAAGGAAGACAACUAUAAGCGAGAAACCUUUUGUACUUGACAUGCCUGUUUUCAUCUUUAAGAUAUAACUAAUUUCUGUUUGUUGUGUUGUUCUUGCGUUGUUGCAAAAUAUUUACUGGUCUACACUGUAACUUGGAAGAUUUAAUAUGGAAUCGAG